Dromiciops gliroides (monito del monte) is the source of this 4032-nucleotide messenger RNA. RefSeq names its product AT-rich interaction domain 5A (gene ARID5A). Gene Ontology annotation, cellular component: nucleus. Gene Ontology annotation, molecular function: transcription cis-regulatory region binding. NCBI's taxonomy places the organism in Eukaryota, Metazoa, Chordata, Mammalia, Microbiotheria, Microbiotheriidae. Gene Ontology annotation, biological process: regulation of transcription by RNA polymerase II. The transcript is spliced from 7 exons. The coding region runs from base 133 to 2007 and encodes 624 amino acids. The record is from RefSeq and is a predicted model, not a curated record.
GGCUUGCCAACGAGGCUGGCCCAGAGGGUGACUCGUUGCUGGGUCAGUUGCGCUCCGGAGUUGGUGGGUCACAUGGAAGUGGAGCAGAGCGGGCACUGAUCUGAGCCGAAAAGAGCCGAACCGAUUCCGGUCAUGGCGCCCCCCCUCAAAGGGAAGAGGAAACGGUCGGAGGGGAGCGACCCCCUGGACCAGCCGUCGUCUCCGAAGCCUGACAGUGAGGAGAACGGGAGCUCCACAGAGCCUGUGGAGUCCCCAGAAGCAGGCGGGGAGCGGGAGCAGGAGCAGGCCUUCCUGGUCAGCCUCUACAAGUUCAUGAAGGAGCGACACACGCCUAUCGAGAGGGUGCCCCACCUUGGCUUCAAGCAGAUUAACCUGUGGAAGAUCUACAAAGCUGUGGAGAAACUUGGAGCCUAUGAGUUGGUGACCGGGCGCCGCCUCUGGAAAAAUGUCUAUGAUGAACUGGGUGGAAGCCCUGGCAGUACCAGCGCAGCUACCUGUACCCGCCGGCACUAUGAGAGGCUGGUCCUUCCCUAUGUGCGACACUUGAAGGGAGAAGACGAUAAGCCACUGCCUCCGACCAAACCUCGGAAACAAUACAAGGUCUCCAAGGAGCCCAAGGGGGAUGAAGCUGCGGUGGAGAAGCCAAAGAAAGCCAAGGAGGAAAGGAGUGGGGGCCAGAUCAUAGCUGAUAAAACAAAACCAGAAACAACCCCUUCAGCUCGGCUUCCAGGCCAGGAGGAGCUGGAGAGCAGCACCAGGCCCCCUGGUCCUUCCCUAGGGAUGGCCACUCUGCCCUUCCCAGCAGGAGCAGAGGCAGCUGGGGGCUGUGCUUACAAACGCCUCCUCUCUAGCUUCUACUGCAAAGGAACCCAUGGCAUCAUGUCCCCCUUGGCCAAGAAGAAGCUCCUGGCCCAGGUGAGCAAGGCUGAGGCCUUGAAAUGCCAUGAUGAGGCCUGUGACCACAGGCUGAGUGGUUCAGAAGCGGGUCCAACACGACCCUCAGUCAUCUACCCAACAGAAGGGCCAAAGAGUCCAGGCCUUCAAGAGGAGAGCCCCCGGGAACCUCCUUGCUUGCUCCAUCGUCUGGCUAGCCUUGAAGAACCCCUGAAAACAACUCACAGUCCCAAGGAGGACGUUCAGCCAGGGGGGAAUGACAGGGGGCCAGUCCAGCCCCAUAUUUCAACCCCAAUCUUUACUGGCUGCUUCCAUGCUUACCCUGCAGAGGUGCUGAAACCAGUUAGCCGACAUCCACAUGACUUCUUUCCUGGCUCUAAGGAUGAGGCUGAAGCUGGCUCCCCCUUCAGGCCCCCCGGGAAAGAAGGGGGGAAGCUGGAGAGUCAGCCACAGCUCCUGUGGGGUGGGGAUGCCAGCCACCCCUCAGCAUUCCACAAAGGUGGGGCAGGGAAGAACAGCCCUUACCCCCGGCCCAAAGCCUGCUGGGUGCCCCCUAUGGCUAAAGCCACUCCCAAGGGGCCUUCAACACCCCCCACUUUUCCCAGCAGCCCAAGCCCUGGCUCUGGCUCUGGCUCUGGCUCUGGCUCUGGCUCCCGCAGCAAGCGGAGCUUAGAGGAAGAAAGCUUUGCUCUUGGCAAAAAGCUGAGGGCUGUAUCCCCCUUCCUCAAGGAGGUAGAACCCAAAGACUCUGGAGUGAAGCCUCCUGGGCCCAACCUGGGCUUCCCACACCUGUUGGGCCCAACCCUUGGGCCUUCACCCCAGGAGGCCUACAAGGGGACCAUGGUGCGGUUCCCCCUAAACUUCGCCAAUAUGUCUGACCCCCUGAAAGGUCAAGCCUCACUCCCCUUUAGUCCUUUGGUCAUCCCUGCCUUCCCUGCCCACUUCCUCACCACUUCAUCCCCAUCCCCUAUGGCAGCAGGCCUGGUUCACUACCCUCCCACGUCCUUUGAUGGGUCUCUCCGCCACAGACUCUACCCAGUCUCCACGUGGCACAUGCAGCCGACAUACCAAGCCCCUCAUCUCUCCUCCUUCCACCUCAACACCAAGCUGUAGGCAGGGCCUUGUUCAUGAACAGGCCUUUUCUUUCCCUUUCCUUUCCUAUUGUUGAGUAUAUGAGCACUCCCAGACAUAGGCUGGGCCCGCACGCACUUCCUAGGCUGCUGGCCAGGGGCAGCUGUGCUGCACUUCAAAAAUAUAUAUAUGUGUAUAUCUCCAUCCCAUAUUGAGUCUGUAUAUGAGGUGGACUGUUGUAAAAACUAUGGGCAUAUUCCCUGAGAGGACUUGUGAGGCAAUCAGCCCCAAGCCAGAGACCAAGGAGCUGCCAAAUUGGCUGAGCUGGAGAAGACCCUGAACAUAGCAGGUGUAGACCAGGUGGCUCUUGCCCACAUCUGCAACAAGUGACUUCUUAAUGUGAUACAAUGCCUUUGAGUUUCUUUUUGUCCUUAUAUCUGUUGUGUCCAAGUGUCCGUCGUGACAUCCAACUGAAGUGUUGAACAAGGAGGGUUUUAGACCGUGGAAUCCCACUGGCACAAGGGGGCACUGGCCUGAACCAUCUGGAUUCAAACAAAACAAAAACCCAAUAAAAACACCUCUGCUUGCUCAAUUUCCAUGGAGCCAGGGACUGUGUGCUUUGGUGGUGGUUUCUUGCUGGGUCAGCCAAGGGAGCCAGGGGGUUGGAACACACUCAGCACUUGCCACUUUGGAAAAUUUCUGCCUCUCUAACCCGAACAACUGGCUGGUUCAAAACCAAAAGCUUAGCUCUGUGGGGAGGAGGAGAGGAUGGCUCCCCUCAACAGUGUCAAUGGGUAACCAACUGUACUCCAGGGCUGGUGCAGCAGGCAUCCCCAAGCUAGAGGCUGGGUGAGGACCAGAGAGCCAAAGUUGGUCUGUACUGGAUAUUAGAAUAGAGAUUUGUAGACUCAUCUUCAGCAACUUUAUAGAAUCUGAGUGAUAAGGCACAGAACCCCGCCCCCCCCCACCUUGAAGGAAGUAAGAAAGCAUCAUACAAAUGUCAGCUGUCCUCAUCAUUGCCCCUUGUGUCUUAGCCGGGCAGCUGACAAAGUCUUCCAAGCUGUCCUAGUGGAAAUGGUGGGAAGGUACUUUGGGAACUGCUUGAGUACAGAACCUGGACAUCAAGGCUUUCAGGUUUGAGUGCCAGAUGAGUGACUUGGGGCAAACGCUUUUCCUUCUCUGAUCCUGUUUAUUGAUAAAAUGAAAAGGUUGGAUGGAUCUCUAAAGCCUCGAAUGACCUAUGAAAAUCUUUAAGACCAGACUCAAAGAGAGGGCAGUGUCAGCCUGGAGAGAGGUUUCUAGUGGAAUGAUCUCUCAUGGCUUUAUUCUGUUCAACAUUUUUUUUUAAUCAGUGACUUAUAUGAAGGUAGAGAUGGAAUGUUUAUCAAACAUGCAGGAAGUGUGAUAGUUAAAAUUCUGGGUAAAAAUAUCAAGAUCCAGAUAAAGUAUGAAAUUUAACUAGGGACAAAUGGAAAGUUCAAUUCUUGACUUCAAAACAUCAACAGCACAAACACUAGAUAAGGGAGAUGGUGAUAGACAAAAGUUUGUUUGGAAAGGACUUGGGUAGUUAAAUGAGACAACAGGUUCAGUAGGUGCCAAUUGUGGGACAUGGCAUAAAAAAUGCUAAUGUCAUCCUGAACUGCAUUAAUACAGUCAUAACCCUUCAGCACUCAAAGGGACCUCAUCAAGCCCAAACCAUAUGGGAAUGAGAAUACUGUCUAUGUUAUUCUUUUUUUUUUCUUGGUGAGGCAAUUGGGGUUAAGUGACUUGCCCAGGGUCACACAGCUAGUAAGUGUCAAGUGUCUGAGGCCAGACUUGAACUCAGGUCUUCCUGAAUCCAGGACCGGUGCUCUAUCCACUGCACCACCUAGCUGCCCCUGUCUAUGUUAUUCUUGGCAAGAUCCUUCUAUAGACCUUGAGGAAGCAGCAUGGUGUGUACUAAAGUUUGUCAUUGUUUAUUUGUUUAUCAGUCAUGUCCAACUCUUCAUGACACCAUUUGGGGUUUUCUUGGCAAAGAUCCUCGAAUGGUUUGCCAUUUCCUUCUCCAUCUCAUUUUACAGAUGAAAA